Messenger RNA from Trichoderma reesei QM6a, 1011 nucleotides. RefSeq lists its product as uncharacterized. The record is from RefSeq and is a predicted model, not a curated record. Bases 1 to 1011 code for a protein of 336 amino acids. Gene Ontology annotation, cellular component: cytoplasmic exosome (RNase complex); nuclear exosome (RNase complex). Gene Ontology annotation, biological process: nuclear polyadenylation-dependent rRNA catabolic process; U1 snRNA 3'-end processing; exonucleolytic trimming to generate mature 3'-end of 5.8S rRNA from tricistronic rRNA transcript (SSU-rRNA, 5.8S rRNA, LSU-rRNA). The transcript has a single exon. NCBI's taxonomy places the organism in Eukaryota, Fungi, Ascomycota, Sordariomycetes, Hypocreales, Hypocreaceae.
AUGGCAGCCGAAGCGGGCCUUUCUCGCUCUACCUUUGCCAAGCUCUCUCCUCAUCCAUAUCUCCUCGCAAACCUCGAACCCUCCAGCGACUCUGCUGCGCCGACACGAAGCAAUGGCCGAGCACCGUUCGAAGUCCGAAAACCGACGGUGAACCUGUCAAGUCUCUCACACGCCCACGGAAGCGCUCUGGUGCGCACGGGAGACACCACCGUCAUCUGCGGCAUCCGGGGCGAAACCAUCCUGACGGAGCACAUCCCCAACUAUCGCGCAUCCAACAUACAGACAGAACUAUCCGACUACGACCUACUGGUUCCAAAUAUCGAGUUGGCCACUGGGUCCGCACCACAGUUCUUACCCGGCGGUCCGCCCACGACGCUCGCUCAAACGCUGAGCACCAGAAUCUACUCUCUCCUACACAGCUCCAAGCUGCUGCGCGCCGAGGACUUGCGGAUAUGGCAUAAACGAGCGGCCGACGUUCCGGUUCCAGCUGAUGAAGAGGAGGUUAUGGAGGAAAGUGAUGGGGAGAAAUACGUGGCCGCCUACUGGGUGCUUUAUAUCGACAUCUUCUUCAUCUCCUUUGACGGCAACCCGUUUGAUGCGGCUUGGGCUGCUACGGUGGCCGCUCUGCGCGACACCAAGCUGCCGCAAGCUCGCUACGACCCCGACCGAGAGAUGAUCUUGUGCUCCAGGAAAGACCCCAGACCUCUCACGGUGGCAAGCAUACCGAUUGCCUGCACGGCAGUCAUCUUCACAGGCAAGGAGACGAAAGACCAGGCUCCGGAUGGCAAGUUCUGGCUGCUGGCAGACCCAGAUACCCUCGAGGAGUCAUUAUGCAACGAGACGGUCACAAUUGUCGUCGACUGCGCAGGAGGCUCAAGAAGGAUCCUCUCCAUCUCAAAGCACGGAGGCACGGCCAUGACGGCGAAGCUACUCGGGUCGAAGGACUUUCUCGACUGGGCGAGUAAGCGGUGGGAGGAUUUUGCAUCAGCAAUCACUGGCACCCGGCUUUGA